Molecule: messenger RNA, 1670 nt
Organism: Culex quinquefasciatus (southern house mosquito)
Lineage: Eukaryota; Metazoa; Arthropoda; Insecta; Diptera; Culicidae
Product: hydroxyacid oxidase 1
Exons: 2
Coding region: 1-1623 (540 amino acids)
Molecular function (GO): oxidoreductase activity; FMN binding
Source: RefSeq, a predicted model, not a curated record
AUGUUCGACACGCUAUUCCGCGGUGGCGGCGGUUUCAAACGCUCCAAUGGCCCUGGAGCCAACAGCGGUGCGCCCGGUGCGUCCCGCGAGAUCACCUGCAUCGCCGAGUUCGAGUCACGUGCGGCCGAAUCGCUCGACCGGAAUGCGUUUGAUUUUUUCCGCAGUGGUGCCGGCGGCGAGCAAACGGCUCGGCUGAACCGGUCCUGCUUCGAGCGGAUUCGCAUCCGACCGCGCUGUCUGGCCCGGGUAGGGAAUCGUAGCUUGGCCGCGACGGUGCUGGGCCACUCGUACCUGAUGCCCAUCGGGAUUGGGCCGAUCGGGUUGCAACGGUUGGCGCAUUCCGAGGGCGAGAAGGCCACGGCGCGGGCUGCCCGGGCCAUGGGAGUGCCGUUUGUGUUGAGUGCCCUGUCGAGUGUUUCGAUUGAAGAACUGGCGGAAGUGAUUCCAAAGACCCCCAAGUGGUUCCAGCUGUACAUCUUCAAGGAUCGGGAAAUGACGGAAAACUUGAUUCGCCGGGCGGAACGGGCCCGUUACAAGGCCAUCGUAGUUACGGUUGAUGCCCCCGUGGUCGGUCUGCGACGAUCGGCGAUGAAACAUCCUACGACCCUACCGAGUAAGGUCACGAUGGCCAACUUUUGUCCGCCCCACAAUAACGUCUGCCAGAAGAACAUCGGAGCUUACGUGAGGAGCCAGCUCGAUCCAACGAUUGGGUGGGAUUCACUGCGGUGGUUGCUCAGCAUUACAAGUCUUCCCGUGGUUGUGAAGGGAGUGUUGUCGCGGGAGGAUGCGCUGAUGGCGGCUGAUUUGGGCGUUCAGGGUAUUAUUGUGAGCAACCAUGGUGGAUGUCAACUGGAUGGGGCGCCAGCGACGAUCGAAGUCCUGCCGGAAAUCGUCGAGGCAGUCGGCAACCGCGUCACCGUCAUGAUGGACGGCGGCAUCACCCAGGGAACGGACGUCUACAAAGCGCUCGCUCUCGGGGCUAAAAUGGUCUUCAUAGGCCGUGCCGCCCUGUGGGGACUGGCCGUCAACGGACAACACGGUGUGGAAGACGUGCUGGAUCUACUACGACUGGAGCUGGACUCGGCGAUGGCAAUUUCCGGCUGCAAGACUGUGAAGCAGAUUUGCGAGAACCAUGUGCGAUUUGAGUCGGAAUAUUUGAGACCGAGACCGAAGAUUUCGGACAAAUUGUACGUGGAUGAUGUGGAGGAAAUUCAGGAGAUUCCGAUGCCGGGUCGGAACUCACCGGAGCCUGGGCCAUCGGGUCGAGAUUCACCGGAACUUGAUGCGCCACCGCCGCUUCCGGAACCGUUGGUUCCGACUGGGGAGGAUGGUUUGGAGAAGUUCCCACGGGAAGACGAGGACGGCGUUGACGAGUGUGGCCAAAACACUAGCCAGUGGUGUCGGACGGUCAACAGUGCCGUGGAGGUGGUACGUGCCCCACCGAGGGCGACCCGAGAGGUUCGAGUCGUGCCGGAGGUGGCCAAGGUCUUGCAGCGGAACAUGAAGACGGAGAUUGGACGCCGGCAGCAGCAACCCAAGUGGCAGCCGAAGAACAGAGCCGCUUCGAUGCAUAAUUUAUCGAGUUUACGGAAGUCGGGGGACGAUUGCAGAUGUAUAUUUUAAUUGAGUUAGAGUUUUAAUAAAGUUUAUUUAUUGGAAUUUUCGUAUAA